AUGACAAAUGCACCUGCAUUCGGCAUUGUUUUUCGGGAACUAAAUCAAUUACAAGCGAUGGUGAUAUAUGGUGUGUUGGAUUUUCGAUUGAAUUUUAGUUUAGAUACAAAGUGUAAAAGGCGCAGUAUUUACCCCUGCAAGCAGAAACUGCCCAGGCGAAGCAUUCCGCAGAACGCUUUAAUGUCAAAUGGGCACACAUUGAUAAACAUAAUAAAGGGAAGUAAUUCCAAUGGCAAAUCUCGAAGCACAAAUGCAAGAUUGGUCUACUCCAUCGAAAAGAACGUCAUCGAGGAAGAGACCGGGUCUCCUAUCUUUGAAAUCGAAUCGGAAACGGGAGUGAUUAAGACGGCCGUAUGUUGUUUAGAUCGUGAACGUACGCCCGAUUAUUCCAUCCAGGUGGUUGCGAUGGACGGUGGUGGUUUAAAAGGAACUGGGACUGCUAGUAUUCGUGUUAAAGAUAUAAACGAUAUGCCUCCCGCGUUCACAAAAGAUGAGUGGUUAACUGAAGUAGACGAAACUGAUGGUAGCGCACUGCCGGAAAUGCCUAUUCUUACCGUAACUGUGCAUGAUGAAGACGAAACUAAUAAGUUCCAAUACAAGGUACUUGAAAGCAGCGGCUACGGUGCAGACAAAUUUACAAUGGUACGGAACAACGACGGUACCGGCUCCUUAAAAAUAGUCCAGCCCCUGGACUAUGAAGACCUUCUUCAGAGCAACGGAUUCCGAUUCCGCAUCCAGGUGAACGACAAGGGUGAAGACAACGACAACGACAAGUACCACGUGGCUUAUUCAUGGGUAGUUGUGAAAUUACGGGAUAUCAAUGAUAAUAAGCCAGUUUUUGAAAGACCCAAUAUCGAAGUCAGUGUGCCAGAAAACGCAGAAAUUGGUAAAAGUUUAGAUACUUUCAAAGCAACGGAUCCCGACCAAGGUGGAAAAAGCAAGGUAUCAUAUUCAAUUGAUAGAAGCUCAGACAGGAAAAGACAAUUUUCGAUAAAUCAAUCCGGUACCGUCAGUAUCCAAAGAUCUCUGGAUCGUGAAGAUACACCAAGGCAUCAAGUGAAAAUUUUAGCUAUUGACGAUGGCAUUCCUCCAAAAACUGCCACAGCUACUUUAACAGUGAUUGUUCAAGAUAUCAACGACAAUGCACCCACAUUCCUUAAGGAUUAUAGGCCUGUUAUUCCUGAACAUGUGGCUCCCAAAAAGGUGGUUGAAAUUCUAGCAACAGAUGAUGAUGAUCGAUCGAAAAGUAACGGACCGCCAUUCCAAUUCCGAUUGGAUCCAAGUGCCAGCGAUAGAGUUCGGGCCAGUUUCAGAGUUGAGCAAGAUCAAAAGGGUGCUAACGGUGAUGGCAUGGCCAUUGUCACGUCCUUAAAGUCUUUCGACCGAGAGCAGGAAAAGGAAUACCACAUUCCGAUUGUAAUCAAAGAUCACGGUAAUCCUGCUAUGACAGGCACCAGCACACUUACCGUUAUUAUCGGCGAUAAUAACGAUAAUAAAAUGCAACCUGGGUCGAAGAAUAUAUUCGUGUACAACUAUCAAGGUCAAGCUCCGGAAACAGAAAUAGGUCGAGUGUACGUCUACGAUUUGGAUGACUGGGACUUGCCUGAUAAGAAAUUCCAUUGGGAGACAAGCAACGUGGCACAUCCGAGGUUCAAACUCAACGAAGAUACAGGGAUGAUAUCUAUGUUACAGGGCACUCGAGACGGAGUUUAUUAUUUGAAAUUUAAGGUUUAUGAUCGAAAACACACUCAGAACGAUGUUCCGGCAAACGUUACGGUGACCGUAAAAGAAAUACCUCAUGAAGCAGUUAUCAAUUCAGGAUCAGUGCGAAUUGCCGGUAUAACUGACGAGCAGUUUAUUCGAGUUUGGGAUUUCAAAUUGAAAGAUCUACCGAAAUCGAUGGCGGAGAAAUUUAAGGACAAAAUAGCAGAUCUUCUAAGCAUCAACCGAGAAAAUGUGGACGUGUUUAGUGUACAACUGCGUCGAAAGCAUCCUCCAGUAACAGAUGUUCGAUUUUCUGCUCAUGGAGGUUCCCCGUACUACAAACCUGUCAGGUUGAACGGCAUGGUUCUGAUGCACCGAGAAGAAAUCGAGAGAGCUGUUGGCAUUAAUAUCACUAUGGUGGGUAUAGAUGAGUGCUUAUACGAAAACCAGAUGUGCGAAGGAUCUUGCACAAACACGUUGGAUAUAAGUGCCUUGCCGUACAUGGUUAAUGCAAACAAAACAGCUCUGGUUGGUGUGAGAGUGGAUGUAUUGGCGGAAUGCACUUGUGGCGCCAGAAACUUUUCCAAAGAAGAAAAUUGCAGAAACACUCCGUGCUACAAUGGGGGACGAUGUAGCGAAACCAGAUUUUCAUUAACAUGUUCCUGUCCCGCAGGAUAUAAUGGUCCUCGUUGUCAACAAACCUCUCGAAGCUUCCGGGGUUACGGUUGGGCUUGGUAUCCAGCUCUAGACAUGUGCGACAAAAGUCAUCUUCACUUUGAAUUUAUAACGAGAAAAGACGAUGGCUUGUUGCUGUACAAUGGGCCUAUUGUACCACCAGAAAAGGACGAAGUGAUGGUUUCCGACUACAUUGCAGUGGAGCUUGAAAGAGGCUAUCCCAGAUUAUUGCUAGAUUUCGGAUCGGGAACCUUAGAAAUGAGGGUGAAGCCCAAUAAAUCGUUGAAUGAUGGUGAAUGGCAUCGACUGGAUAUAUUCUGGGACACUGAAAACGUGCGGAUGGUUUUGGAUUACUGCAAAUCUGCUAAUAUCACUGAAUUUGAAAAUGGCACUCGUCCAGAAUUUGAUGAUAGUAGUUGCCAGGCUCAAGGCACUAUUCCUCCAUUCAACGAAUAUCUGAACGUAAAUGCGCCUCUCCAGUUGGGAGGUUUAUACGUUGAGCAAUUCGACCCCACUCAUUAUCACUGGCAGUACAUGCCUGAGGGCAAGAGUUUCGACGGUUGCAUCCGAAAUCUUUUCCACAAUUCCAAGCUCUAUGACUUGGCACAUCCUGGACUAUCCAGACAUAGCGAGGCAGGUUGUCCACAAACUGACGAAGUCUGCCAUCGAUCAGAUACAACGUCCGGAUGUUGGGAACAUGGAACGUGCAUCGGCAGUAUGAAUGAAGCAAAAUGCCAAUGCCAUCCAGGAUGGACCGGACCCUCAUGUGCCAUCCCAACCAUUCCUACCAGCUUCCGGCCACAAUCGUACGUCAAAUACGCUCUGAGUUUUGAACCAGAUCGUUUCUCCACUCAGAUUCAGCUGCGAUUUAGAACACGCGAAGUGCACGGCGAAUUGUUUCGGGUUUCUGAUCAACACAAUCGCGAAUACGGAAUUCUGGAAAUCAAAGACGCGCGGUUGUAUUUCCGUUACAACCUAAACUCGCUUAGGACAGAAGAAAAAGAUAUUUGGUUGAGCGCAGUACCGGUUGAUGAUGGACAAUGGCACGUGGCCCGCGUUUCACGAUAUGGCAGUGCGGCAACGUUGGAGCUUGAUGGUGGCGAGGGACGAAGAUUUAACGAAACGUUUGACUUUGUCGGUCACCAAUGGCUCAUGGUCGACAAGCAGGAGGGAGUAUACGCUGGCGGCAAGGCCGAGUAUACUGGAGUGAGGACUUUCGAGGUGUAUGCAGACUAUCAGAAAGGUGAGUUUACGUCUUAG
This is a messenger RNA of Dendroctonus ponderosae (mountain pine beetle), 3639 nucleotides long. RefSeq names its product neural-cadherin-like. Gene Ontology annotation, biological process: homophilic cell-cell adhesion. Lineage: Eukaryota; Metazoa; Arthropoda; Insecta; Coleoptera; Curculionidae. Bases 1 to 3639 code for a protein of 1212 amino acids. The transcript has 14 exons. The record is from RefSeq and is a predicted model, not a curated record. Gene Ontology annotation, cellular component: plasma membrane; cell-cell junction. Gene Ontology annotation, molecular function: calcium ion binding.